Messenger RNA from Bufo bufo (common toad), 1706 nucleotides. RefSeq lists its product as uncharacterized. The record is from RefSeq and is a predicted model, not a curated record. The transcript is spliced from 9 exons. Bases 61 to 1641 code for a protein of 526 amino acids. NCBI's taxonomy places the organism in Eukaryota, Metazoa, Chordata, Amphibia, Anura, Bufonidae.
CUUGUGCUUUCUCAAACAAAAGAAGGAACAAAAGACUGUUCACAGUUAAAAUUGUCCAUCAUGAAAGCUACAAGUCUCCUUCUGCUCGUCUUCGCCAUCCAAGAAGGAAGAAGUAACGGUGAAGAGGAAACCUACUGCACGGAGCAGCGCGGCACCAUCAUCAUAGAAGAGAAGAGCUCUGUGACUAUUCCAUGUAACUUCACGUAUCCAAACCCGAAGGGCAAACCUGUAGAUGUGAGAGUGUCCUGGACACAGAGUAAGUCGGAACGUUGUGGAGGUGCAGAAACCAUAUAUAAUCGCACAACAAACUGGACGCAUGACAAUUAUAAAGGAAGAAUCUCACUGGGGGGAAAUCCCAACGGAGAAAGAACAGCGACAAUUACCAUCAAUGAUCUGAGGAGGACGGAUGGCCCCACGAUCUGCUGUAGAAUAGAAAUAUAUGUGGACAAUACCUAUAAAGAUGGAUUCCAGAACCGUCAUGGAACCAACAUAAGGUUUACAGAUGAGUUCUCAGUAGAACAGACGGAUUUGGUUCCUGCUAUACUCGGAGAAGAUAUCACUAUACCCUGCCUCGUUCACUAUAAGGAUCCUUCUUUGAUAGCGCUUGUCUCCUGGCAUGUUGGAAGCAGCGAUGUGUGUGCUGAGAAUACUAUUAUAUGGAAUCAGCCGAUCACAGUAAAUCCUGGAGAACGAUGGUCGGUGGUGGCUUUUCCUCAGGAUCUGUCAUUAAGAAUAAAGGGAGUGACAUCAGAGGACAUCAAGCAAUACUGCUGCAGAGUAGGAACAAAACUAAGGAAUAACAUUGCAUCAUCCACACAUGGCACCGAGGUCGUACUUGUGGAUAAUCCCUUGAAUCCAGUGUUUGAAGUUGUGCAACCAGAGAAAACUUCAUCUGACGUGGACGAUUCUGCUAACAUCAGCUGCUCGUACAAAUUCCAAUCAGAUACUAACCUUCUGUGGACUGGGGUCUUCUGGAGAGUGGGCAGCCCAAAGGGUGCUUACGCCUAUCACCCGUUCCCAGCCAUGGUUCACUCCACCUACAGAGGAAGGACAGAGCUGAGAGGACUGGCCGAUCUCCGUAUAAAGGGGGUUAAGGAUACUGAUAAUACAACUUAUUACUGCUUUGUGAUGCUCAAGUUCUGUGUCGGAAAUAACAAAUCCAGCUCCACCAUACAUUACGGAAGAGGGACCAAACUAGACAUAACACGUAAGUCCAAGGAGGAUUCCCAAUCAGAUAAUGAGAUACCAGAUAGUAACACAUGGCUGUACGUCUUAGUCGCUGGCCUGCUUGUUCUUAUUAUCCUAUGUGCUGUAAUCUUCAUCAUUUUAAAGAAAAGAGGCAUCCUCUGUCAGACACGUAGUGGGCGGGAAGAUGUUAAAUAUCUGACCUCAAAUAUUGCAUUGAAAGAUCAAAAUUCUUCUGGCAAUGUGCAAGAACCAGCAGUUGCCUCCAGCACAACGGCUCAAGAGGUUUCCGGAGAAGUUCUCUAUGCACAUUUAAAUGAGUCCUCCUUGCAGCAGAAGACAAGCAAUGGGAGUAAGGGACGAAAGUCACCCGAUGACUCCCAGAUUGUGUAUGCUACUGUCAAGCCCACCAGUGCCCCUCAAGAUAUAUAUGCAACAGUUCAAGAAAGACGCUAAAUGAAAAGUCAAACCAAGUGUAGACCCAUCUACUAAAUCAUAUAAAGUACAAUGGUUUCAGCAUU